Molecule: messenger RNA, 6777 nt
Organism: Porites evermanni
Lineage: Eukaryota; Metazoa; Cnidaria; Anthozoa; Scleractinia; Poritidae
Source: the annotation of a GenBank genome assembly
AUGCAGAUUCUGGCCUUCAUCGCUAUUUCUGCGAUAACCUAUCUGAUUUAUUCUCUCGUGAAAGCGAAGGGCAAAGAGAGAAAAAGAUUCACUAAGCCUGAAACCGUUCUCCUUCACCAGGUCAGUCCAACCGCUUUAUCUGUGAGUGGAUCACCAUUUUGUUUAAAGUUGGAAACGUUUCUCCGUAUGACAAAAAUUCCUUACGAAAAUGAAUACGGCAUGAAAUUUUCAAAGAAAGGAAAAGUGCCUUGGAUAGAAUUCAACGGCCAAGAAAUUGCCGAUUCUAACUUCUGCAUUCGAUUUCUCAUGAAAGAGUUUCGAGUUGAUUUGGAUACGCAUCUGAAUUGGACGGACAGAGCCAUUGGCCACAGCAUACGCACAAUGUUGGAGGAAAACUUUUAUUGGUAGGUAACAGAAUCUUAACUCAGAGAAGGUUGCUUCUUUGGUUUUGUUUGCUUCUUUGUUUGUUUUUGGUUUGAAUGUUUUUUUGUUUUAUUCUGUGGUUUUUUCAGUGGAAUUUCAUCCCCUAAGGAUGUGUUAAUAUUAUGUUGGACUCGCUGAUUGAUUCUCAAAAAGAAAUGCUAAUGUCGGGUGCCAUGAAGGAUAAUGAAACAAACUGACAGUGAAAUAAAAAACAGUAGCAACUCAAGCAAUGGAGAGAUUUGAUAUUUGACUUGAUGCGAAAACGUUGUCAGUUAAUAAAUGUGUAGAUAUAGAUUUAUAGCCACGUGUAAGAUUCAAAAGAUUCGCAAAUAUGGAAAUUUCUCAAAAUAGAAAAAAUGAACAGAAAAAACAGUCCAAAACAAUACGAUGCAAUUCUUAUGGAUAAAACUAAGGUGAAACUACUAAUGUUUAUUAAGAAGAAAGACAAGUACAAAGGGAAAACUUGGUCACGUUGUACAAAUUUACGCUUGGCAUUAAAGUGACUUUGUUGAGAAAAACAUCCGCAAAAUUUCUCCUCCUCAAGUUAGUCCCACACUUGAUAUUCCCGUUGCAUGUUGCACUUGACUAGUGAUUUAUUUACAGCCUAUUGAUUUCUUAAUCCGUCUUACUCGUCUUAUACUGUUCUUCAGUGAUCAAGGCUAUAAGUUCAAGUUCAAGUUCAUUAAACACUAAAGGACACAUAUUGAAUAACAACUACGAACUUCAAGCUUAUAAACAUGGUGCAUUAUUUCAGGCCAACAGAGGUAGACAUGUGCUAUCAUCGACGUAACAUGAUAGCCUUUUCACAGACCCUCUAGUUUUCUCUUCAAAGUCCGUCGAGCGCGCGUGAUAAAAUAUCAACGUCUGUGUACAACUGCUCGAAUUAAAUUCGACUUAAGCACGGCAGUAGCGUGACGUUUGACACCAAGUCGUGCUAUAGCCUGCGUGGCGGGUGUUUGAAAGGGGAGGGAAAGGAAGUUUUAGGCGCGAGAGGAGGGAGGGAACGAAACGCCUGUUAGGAGACCAUUGUAUUUCUCGUUUGUAACAUCCACCAGGCGAAUGUUAAAAUCCUGAUUGGUCAGUCUUCAAAACAUGUCAAUCACAGCCCUAAUACCUUCAUCCGAUUGGUUGAAAUCAACAUCAGGCUAUUGAGUAACUUAAUCGAUCUUUCAACGGCUUGUUUUACUCACUAGAAGAAAGAAAGGAAAGCCAGCUGUGUGCUUGUUAUCUGCUGUUUGACCUAAUACGCCUACCACGCAGGCUACGCUUUAUCAACGACCAGAUUGUUGAAGACGAUUUUUGGUCUUGCUUGUUAUAGACGUUAUUAAGCCGCCAGGAACUUACUUUAAUAAUUGAUUGCAGCUUUCUUGUAGAUCUUCGAAGUUCAGCUCUUCUUUCCCUGCUACCAGCGUUCUUUUGUAUGCUCCGCUGGAUUCAAUUCGAGAGCUAGCAAAGUAUUUCUCAGACAAACAUUGCAUGCAAGUUACGACGUCCAGCACGUUUCCUUCAGCAAACGACGUAUUUAUGCUGGAUUUCAUAUAACAAGUCACGCAUCGUUGCAACUUUCUUCUUUCAACAGACGACCACAUUUGAACCUUUUUUUAUAUACAUAUAGUACAUACCUUCACUCCCCUUCACUUCAGUUUUCUUGUUUUAGGAAAACAAAAGCUAAAAAUAAGUGUUUUGCGGCCAGACUUACUUGACAGCUGGUCAUUCACAGUUGUGUUAUUUUUGCAUACGUAAUUAGUAGGCGGGAUGGCGAAAACAAUGGUCUCCUGGCGGGAGUUUCCUUCCCUCCCUCCUCGCCCGCUCCGGCCCCCGGGUCCGGCCCUCGCGUUUCUCUCGCGCCUGAAACACCCUUUUCCUUCCUUUUCAAACGCCUGCCACGCAGGCUAGUCAUGCUACUGCCGUGUAGCACGGCAAGCCUUGCCGUGCUGCACGGCAGUAGCUAGACUUGGUUUCAAACGUCCGCUACCGCCGUGCCGAACUCAAUUCAUAAAUUAUAAAUACAUUAGAAUACAUUUAAAAGUUUGCUAAACCGCUAUAUUUUUGUGCUUUGUUUUCGGCAACAGCCGUUCUAUUCGACUGAAUUGAAUUCGACGUCUGAAACUAAGUCGUGCUAGUGUCGUGCUGCAGUCGAGCUACAGUCGAGCCAGCUUGGCGCGGCAGUAGCACGACGUUUGAAACAGGCCUAACACGAUUACUGAAGUGAUAUAGUACCUCUUAGAUCGUUGACAUUUUAGAUAUAUGAUGUCAUUCUCGUAGCGUCAUUCUUGUACAGCUUUCGCUAGAAGACCUAGAAUCGAUUUACGCCGCUCUCUCCUUAAACUUUUUAUUUGUACCACUCUGGUAACGUUUGCAAUCUCCGGUACACAAGCUAUGACAGCCAAAUCGGACAAACUUCGACUUUCCAAAAAGACAGAAAAACCAAAAAUUGAGUCACAAUACUUGUACGAUUUGGAACUUGGUUGAUGCUAUAAUUAAACGCAAGGUCCCAAAUGUAAUAUUAACAAACUUAGUGUCCAUAAAGAUAACAUGUCUUUUUUGUCAAUCAGCCAGACUCAGCGGUAAUUCCUGAAUUUUACUUGCUUCUUCAGUGGAACCUUCGAAUAACGAAGGGCCAAGGGACCAGCCAAUUUUUUUCGCUAUAACGAGGUUUCGUUAUAUCAAGGUUCUUUUCCAUAUCUUUUACUAUUACUGGGGUAAAGAAAAUCGACAUAUCAUUGCAUGUAUAGCAAGGUUCAACGUACAAAAAACCGCCACAUUUGCCCAAUCCUUCAUGGUGGAGCUAGUCAGCAUGUUUUUUUUUUUGUAAGCAAAACGUGAAAAAGCAGGACUGACUAUAAAGGUCUGAAAAUGAAUAUAUUAGAGUAAAAACUUGACACUAACAAACCGCGGGCCCUGUUUUAAAUUACAAGGUAAUAAAAUGAAAUACAUUAAAUUGAGAAUAUUUAAAACCUUAAAAAAAAUUACUUGAAUGUUUGAAAAACUGAAAAGUCAUCAGAUAACAUUAAAACCAGGUCUAACACCCAUCAAAUUAAUUUACACAAUAAAUGCUGAUUUUUAAAAGUACUUUUUCAAAUAGUGUUUUUUAAAGCAAUGAGUGUGCAUAGUUUCCACAUAGACAGAGGUAAUCUAUUCUAAGCCUGCUAACCAGCACUGAUCGAUAGUAGAAGUCUCUCCGUUUUACAAUUGACAAGCUCUAUUAAAACUGGCAUUCUUCGUCUGCCUGAGUGCCAGUCUCGUAAGUAAGCUUGUGCCCUCGCAUCCUCGGAGACCCAGGGGCAGUCAGUCAGUUUUCAAGCACAGGCGGAAGAGCCCCUGGGUACCGACUCUCACCGGACCAUUUCCAAACGGUCAAGUGAAUGCUGGCUCCUGAUUGGGCACAAAAAAUGCUUUGUAUUAUUGUGCCCAAUCGGGGAACAGCAUCUCCUGAGUUCUUUUCGUGAGUUCGUACACGACGCGACAGCUAUUGACUCGAUCACGGCUUGUCUGGCUCAUGCACCAAACAAAUGCACGCAGUCAGGAAACUUUCAGUUUGAUAUAAACACUUUAUUUCAAAAUACUGGUUGGUUGUCUUUACACUAGGCUGUUAAGUAAGACUUAAGAGCCGCUAAGUUUUACUUAACCAAAAAUUCGUGUGUGAAGGCCUAAGUAAAAUCUCAAGUAACUUUGCUUUGCAUCUCAUUAAAGUCGGAAAGUUGAAACGGUUCAAGAAAGUUUCAAGCGACUUGAAAACCAUCCUUAUGACCUACUUAGCUGACUUGCGGUUUUGCGGUUUCUUGAGCUUUGAGAAAGGCGAGACAUGUCAAUCAAUCUUAAUUUUGUUGCGUGGGAAAAUAACCUGAAGUAAAAAAGAAUCGGUUGUGUGUGAAGCUUUAUUUUACUUGAAGUAAUUAAAACUUACUUGUCUUGAAAUAUUUCUUAGCUUAUUUAGGCUCUAGUGUAAAGACUACCACUGUCUACCCGAAAACUAAAGACGCUUUUCCAAAAAUACAAGCUUGAGCUUACAACAGGUAUUCAUACUUGCAUCGAUCAUGCCUUCGUAAAUCUUAAGGAGUUUAAGAUUCCACGACAGCUGACAGCCACGAAAACGUCGCAUGAAAAGUGAAUUCACAUUUUUCAAGUCUCUAUCGUGAUUCUCCCAACUCGCUUACUUUGUCAAAUGCAAGCGAACUCUUCUGGAGCUGAUUUUCUAUCAACCAUAUCCAAGUUCAUAAAGAGAAAGAAAAUUUUGUCAUUGUUUGUUUACCUCCUUCACAAAACCUGAAAUUAGGCAUCUUCACGUGGUAGUCGUGCAGUGACGGCAAAGAAAUCUGCAAAAUGCGUGAUGCACGUGCAAAGUUGUUGUUUUGCCUUGUCAAGCUAUUGCUUUUUUAUUAUCUCGUCGCCGCCGCAUCUUAAACUUCCUAUUAUCUGAUUAUUUACGAUACAUUGUGAUCCGUCAGAAACAGAAUUUUCUCAGUGCAAAAUGAAUUGUUCCUGCUGAUAGCAUCCGAAACGUUUUUCGACUCAUCGGUAGGUCCUUCGUUUCUGGUUAGGAAAGUAGAAAAUGGAAGUUUCCCUUGUACGCACAAGCUUGGUGAACGAACCGGGCAACUGUGGCGACAUAAUACCCAUCGUGUACGAACUCACGAAAAGAACUCACGAGAAACUGUUCGCCGAUUGGGCACAAUAAUACAAAGCAUUUUUUGUGCCCAAUCAGGAGCCAGCAUUCACUUGACCGUUUGGAAAUGGUCCGGUGAGAGUCGGUACCCAGGGGCUCUUCCGCCUGUGCUUGAAAACUUUCGUCGCGCCUUUUCUCCCGGCCCGACUGACUGCCCCUGGGUCUCCGAGGAUGGUGCCCUCGUAAUCGCAUGGUUUUCACAGUGACGUCAUCAAUGUAAAGUCAAAAUAGCGAGGUUUUACGAUUUCUAAUUUACACUAGUUUGAAGGUAAACAAAAAAUAAAUCUUUGUACAAGUUUCCAUUCUCGUAACAUAUUUCAUUUCGAAAAUACAGCAAUUUGAACUUCCGAGUUUUUACAGUGCGUGACACCAAAAUAGGAAUGCUGUCUCGUUGAAAAAAAGUCUCUCCUCUUGAUUUUCAGCAGUAUAACCAUUUCAAGCAUUAGAAGAUAUGUUUAUGAGCACGUAUGCUAGUUCUCGAGUGAAAAGAAAGGGCUUUUAUAGAAAAAGUGAACUCCAGAUGUUUUUGUUGAUUUCCGGCGGCCAUAUUGGUGGACCAAAACGGUACACCGAUUAUGGCGUCUCCUUACAAAGUUCUACUGAGGUGCAUGAAACGUUUCGGCAAAUAACUCAGAAACUGUUGGCCACAAAGACCUGAAACUUGGACAAAUCAUUUAUAUUUUAGUCUUUUAUAACAUUUCAUUUUCUUGGCUUCUUCCACUGGACGGUUUCCAAAUUUAUUUUUUUGUUGCGCGACAGUGAAAACGAGGCACGACCUGGCCUCUUCAGGGAAUGACUUAAGACAAUGGUUAGCAAAAUUUUAGCAUGGCCAUCACAAAUUAACAAGAAGGCAAAUAUACAUAAUAGUCAUGAAGGGUGUGUGCUAGACAAACAGUAUAGCAUGCAAAAACAUCCGUUUCUCGUUUCUCCUCGCUCUUCGUCGCUGGGGACGUUUCGCGCGGAGGAACGACGUUCCUCAGCUCGAAACGUCCCCAGCGGCGAAGAGCGGGGAGAAACGGAUGUUUUCGCAGGCUACAAACAGUACAGCUAAAAAGCACUUCCGCAGUUCUGUAUUGGUAGUAACGAGUUGCAUGCGUUUCCCUGCAUGUUUCAUUACGCAAUCCUUUCUGCUUAGCAAAACGAUCGUGUCCCCAAUUUGAAUCCUUUAAAAGAGUACAAGUUUACAAGUUUACUUACUUCUUUACUGGAGUGCGUGACUUGAUUUUGAUUUCGGUCUUUUUUGUUUGUUUGUUAAUAGGACUAUGUCGCAUUAUUGCUGGUUCUCCGACUACGCCGCAGAAAUGAGAGAAAAGUUGCUUGGUCAGCUUUUUCCACCUCUUAAGUAUCUAGCCUAUUUCAUGCUAAAAAGACAAGUGAAAAAUUACUUGUGGAGCCACGGUAUGGGCCGCCAUAAUGAGCAGGAAAUUUACGGUAUUGCUGAAACAGAUCUACUGGCGGUUUCUGGAAUCCUGGGCCAAAAGAAAUUUCUGUUUGGUGACAAGCCUUGCUUAGCUGACGCUGGAUUAUUUGCUUUCACCGCCUGUUCAGCUUGGGAAUUGCCAGCGAGUCCUUUUGCUAAAAUAAUCAGAACAAAAGCUACGAAUCUUGGUGAGCACGCUCAGAGAAUGAAAGAAUUGUAUUAUCCGGAUUGGGAUAGGAUCAUCUCCAAGAAAAACAAAUCUGAAUAA